Molecule: messenger RNA, 2053 nt
Organism: Phalaenopsis equestris
Lineage: Eukaryota; Viridiplantae; Streptophyta; Magnoliopsida; Asparagales; Orchidaceae
Product: mitogen-activated protein kinase kinase kinase NPK1-like
Exons: 18
Coding region: 284-2053 (589 amino acids)
Biological process (GO): protein phosphorylation
Molecular function (GO): ATP binding; protein kinase activity
Source: RefSeq, a predicted model, not a curated record
UUAUUUUUAUCUGUUGUCAGGAUUGCUUAUACUCCUUGAAUGCUUCUACACUCUGUAAGAAGUGUGAAUCGCUUUUGGGGCACCUUCGCUGCCAUCCAAAUGUAACGGCUCCAAGGGGCAUUUUGGUCACACCAACCCAGCUUUUGAAAAUGAGAAGCAAAACCAUAAGCCUCUCUCUUGAGCGGAGACAGAAAGUAGAAAAAAAGGAAGAAAAAUCCACAUAUUCCCCAAUCUUGUUGAAGUGGAAGGCCAAGUGAUCAACGCUGAAGAAGGAAAGAAGAGAAUGCAAGAUCUAUUCGGAUCAGUUCGGCGCUCUUUCUCUCUCCGCUCGAAUCCCGCCGGAAACGAUGGCGGUGGUAGCCGCAUCGUCGAAAAGAUCGGGUCGCGUUUGAGAAAAUCGAGGGUGGGAUUGGGCCUAGGGUUAGGGCUUUCUCCCAAACCCACUCCAUCCCCGCAACCGCUUUCUCCGGCGGAGACGACGGAGGACGCCUCUCCGAUCCGGUGGAGGAAGGGCGAGCUAAUCGGCUGCGGAGCCUUCGGCCAUGUCUACAUGGGCAUGAAUCUAGAUUCCGGCGAGCUUCUCGCAGUCAAACAGGUUUUGAUCGGAACGAGUAAUGCCUCGAAGGAGAAAGCCCAAGCUCAUAUAAGGGAGCUUGAAGAAGAGGUGAAACUUCUCAAGAACCUCUCACAUCCAAAUAUUGUCAGAUAUUUGGGAACUGUGAGGGAAGAAGAAACCCUAAAUAUCUUAUUGGAGUUUGUACCAGGAGGUUCCAUUUCAUCACUACUGGGAAAAUUUGGUUCUUUUCCUGAAGCUGUUAUAAAAAUGUACACCAAGCAGCUAUUGCAGGGCCUGGAGUAUCUUCAUAAGAAUGGGAUUAUUCACAGAGAUAUAAAGGGUGCAAACAUUCUUGUUGAUAAUAAAGGCUGCAUCAAACUUGCAGAUUUUGGAGCAUCUAAACAAGUGGCCAAACUGGCAACAAUGACAGCAGCCAAAUCAAUGAAAGGCACUCCUUACUGGAUGGCUCCAGAAGUAAUACUUCAAAUAGGUCAUACUUUCUCUGCGGACAUAUGGAGUGUUGGCUGUACUGUUAUCGAGAUGGCAACUGGAAAACCUCCAUGGAGCCAGCAAUAUCAAGAGGUUGCAGCUUUAUUUCACAUUGGGACUACAAAAUCGCAUCCUCCUAUUCCAGAGCAUCUUUCAUCUGAAGCUAAGCAUUUUCUCUUGAAAUGUUUGCAGAAGGAACCAAACUUGAGGCCAUCUGCAUCAGAUUUGCUCCAGCAUCCUUUUGUUGCCAAGGAUUUUGAACAUUCACAAUCAGUUCAUCUCUCUUCAAAUACGGAUUCUUUGAAAGGAGUUGUACCAGUUACCAAAUCCUACCAUGUAAAUGCCCCUAAAUUUUUUCCAUCUAUAUUCUCUGCCGUUCCUCUUAUAAGUCACAUAUAUUCCACUCUUAAUGGUGUCUAUCAGGAUUCUUUGAAAGGAGUUGUACCAGUUACCAAAUCCUACGUGAAAGAUCUGGGUUUCAGGAAUAUUGAGCACAGUGGAAGCUACACUGAACAGCUUUCUGACCUCAGACCUAUUUGGGACACAAAUUCCAGUGAUGAUAUGUGCCAAAUUUUUGACAAGGAUGCAUGUCCAAAGAGUUUCAAUCCCAUGUCAGAGCCAUUUGAUGAAUGGCCAUCUAAACUUGAUGCACAUGUUCUAAAUAGCAUGGAUGAAUCAUCAAACGGGGAGAAUAAAUUCGCAUUCCCAUGUGAGCCUACAUGUGAGGAAGAUGAUUAUGAAGUCACGGAAAGGAAAAUCAGAGCAUUCCUAGAUGAAAAGGCUAUUGAUCUGAAGAAAUUACAGACACCUCUAUAUGAGGAGUUCUUCAACAGCUUAAGCGCCAUUCCUGAAGCAUUCAGUCGGAAAGUUGGGGAUGAAUAUGAAGGCGAAGCAGAACAAACUUCUAAAGGCUCGAAGCGAUUUUCUAAUAAAAUCACAAAUGAUCCAACAACUCCUAUAUAUGCUGAUAAUGCCAGAGGCAAAGAGAAAGCAAAAUUUAGUUGUUAG